AUGGCCUUCAAGGCAAAAACAGAUCUCGAGGAGGUCGGCCGCAAGCUCGGGGCCAUAAGGGAAGAUACCGAGAGGAAGGUGACAACGGAGGUUAAGGUCAAGAUCGACGAAUAUGGCCAGGCGGCCUGUGAACUUGUCGAGCGCUUGAAACAAAAGGUGUACUGGACCUACCACCGCAAGACACACGAACCGGAUGACAGUACUGCCAGCCAUAAUGCUACCACUAGGAUGUCCACGAAGGAUUGA
Scedosporium apiospermum is the source of this 246-nucleotide messenger RNA. RefSeq lists its product as uncharacterized. Bases 1 to 246 code for a protein of 81 amino acids. The transcript has 2 exons. NCBI's taxonomy places the organism in Eukaryota, Fungi, Ascomycota, Sordariomycetes, Microascales, Microascaceae. The record is from RefSeq and is a predicted model, not a curated record.